This is a messenger RNA of Passer domesticus (house sparrow), 1950 nucleotides long. It is a transcript of the gene CFAP53, whose product is annotated as cilia and flagella associated protein 53. The record is from RefSeq and is a predicted model, not a curated record. NCBI's taxonomy places the organism in Eukaryota, Metazoa, Chordata, Aves, Passeriformes, Passeridae. The transcript has 8 exons. The coding region runs from base 21 to 1592 and encodes 523 amino acids.
CGGCGGCGCCUCCAUCCGCCAUGGCGGCGCGGCCCCCGCCCCGUCCCCAGCCCCCUCACUGCUCUCACACCCUGAGACGCCGGGAGUUCACCGGCUGCGGGCCGCGCGAAUUGGCGCUGGUAGCCAAGCCCACCAAGAGAGACCUCUUCGAGGAGACGAUUUUGGCAGAGAGGGCGCUGGAGGAGGAGCAGCGCGAGCACGAACGCGUCCUGCGGGUGUUCCGCCACUACCGCAACGUCUGCGACUGGCACAAGGGCGGCGAGGACAAAUGGAUGCAGCGCGCUGCCGAGAGGAAGGUCCGGGCAACGCUGCAGCAGUACCUGCAGGAGAUCGAAGUGAGGAGAGAGAGGCUCCGUGACUUGCUGGAGGCAGAGGAGAGCAGGCACCUUGCUGAGAUGAGAGCACUUGAGGAGGAAAAGGCACAGCAGAAAGAAGUAAAGAUGAAGGAACAAGCAAAAUUACUGAGGGAGAAGAAGGAGCAAGAAAGACUACAAGUGGUGGCUGAAAAACGAGAGCAACAGUUCAGAAACCAAUGUCACGAGUAUCGCGAACACUGUAAAAAACUGAGUGAGAAGGAUCUGGGUGACUGCCAGCUGGCCCAGCAGACUCUGAAGGAGUUACUGAAAAAGGAAGAGAAGAUGCAGGAGAGGAAGUUGGAAGAGAUUUGUGAGAAGGAGCUGUUGGCUAAGGACCAGGAAGAGGAGCUGAAGGCGCAGGAGGUGGCAGCGCGGAUCCGGGAAAUGGUGGAUGUGCGCGACGCCCAGGUGGCCGUGCACGCCGCUCGCAGAGAGGAGAAGAAGCAGGAGAUCAGACAGGAUGCUGAAAGGCUGGAAAAAGAGCUGCACCAGUUAAGGAAAGAAAAUGAGGACCUGGAGAGGAAGAAGCUAUAUCAGCAGAAGGAAUGCAGGGAGAUGUGGCUCAAGGCAGUGCAGGACAGGCAGAAGCAUCUUGAUGCAGAAAAACAAAUUCAACUUGCCGAAGAGAAGAUGAUCUUGGAGAAUGAUUUUGAGGACACCGACAAAGAGUAUGAGAAAAUAAGAAAUAAAAAACAAACACUGUUGAAGGAGCAAGUUAAUUACCUGGAUCAUCUGGCUGAACAGCUGAGGAAGGAGAAGGAGCAAGAAAGAGAAGAUGAGAAGGUCUUCAAGGAAGAGAGGGACAAGGUUUGGGCCGAGAGGGUUGAGAAACAGAAGCAAGAGCGGGAGGCUCGAUUUCAGCUGCUGAGAGAUGUCGUGACCACAAGGCAGUCGCAGAUGAUGGAGAAGUUGCAGAAAAAAGAAGAGAGGAAAAUAGAGAUUGCUAAAGAGAAGAAGGCAAUGGCUGAAGCAGUGAGAAAAUUUGAAUAUGAAGAAGAAGAAGAACGUAUAAGAAAAGCACGGAAAGCCAAAGAAUACAGAGACCAGCUCGCAUCUCAAAUUGCCUAUCAACAAUGGCUCCAAAAAGCUGAGGAAGAGAAGAGGAAGAAAGAACACGAAGCAAACAUGGAAGCAGAGAGAGAGUACCAAGAAAAGAUACAGCUAAUUCUGGCAAAGUCCAGCAAGUCUGAAGUAAAGAGCCCCACUGCAAAAAAAGCACUAAUGCCUGACUCUUAAGGGCAUCACUCACUCUGGUAUUUAGCUCACUCAGUUGCCUUUAAAAAUGUUUUCUUAUGAUGCUUACACCUGACUUGAGUUGGAAGAACUCUCUCCACUGUGAUAUUCAAAACAUUUAAUUGGAAAUGACAAGAAACAUAGUAUUUUAAAGUUUAUUUUUCCCCCAUGGAUUUUUUUACAAAUCUAAUCCAAUCCAAAGUGCUUGACAUUUUAAUUCAAGAAUACUGUCUACCCUCCACAAUAGAAUAGUGUAUUAUUGUGACAUGCAUAAUGCACAGGUAUUCUUUUUAAUCUGCACAAAGAAAAAUUGUAGAAAACUUCUAGUAAGCCUUUAUUAAAAUGCUUUUCAAAUGGAAAA